Molecule: messenger RNA, 738 nt
Organism: Malus domestica (apple)
Lineage: Eukaryota; Viridiplantae; Streptophyta; Magnoliopsida; Rosales; Rosaceae
Source: RefSeq, a predicted model, not a curated record
CUUCAAACUUGUAUAAAUCAACCCUCUUUAACCCAAAGUACUUACAACUUCACUGCUUCAUUGUAUACUUUAAGAGAAUAAUUUUUUUUAAUCAUGGCGGAGAAGGAAGGAGGAAUCGUGAAGAAAGGCCACGAGGAGGGACUGGCAUUGGCGACCGCCUUGCUCAAGGAGUUUGAACUUCCGCUAGGGCUUUUGCCACUUGCUGAUGUGGUCGAAGUUGGCUUUGUGAGGACCACCGGCUACAUGUGGAUCGUCCAGAAGAAGAAGGUCGAGCACAGCUUCAAGUUGAUCGGUAAGCUUGUGAGUUACGACACUGAAAUCAAGGGCUAUAUUGAGAAGCAGAGGAUUAAGAAGCUCAAGGGAGUGAAGGCUAAGGAGCUCAUGCUAUGGCCUCCCGUCAGUGAAAUAAUUGUUGAUCAGCCCGCCAGAAAAAUCAACUUCAAGAGCCUUGCCGGUAUCACCAAGACUUUCCCGGUCGAGGCAUUCGCUGCCGGGCAGUAAUGUGUGUCGACUGGUAACGUUCAGUAGGUGCCUCCAUUUCAUCAGUUCACAACUUCAUUUUUCUGACUGGGGAAAGCCUGUUUCCUCCUCUCUUUUCCCCGUCGUUUUUGUCUAAAUCAGUGGCUGUAUUUUGAUGUGGCUUCUGAUUGUGGUCUCCUACUAGAGAAAUAAAAAUUCAGUUGAUGAUAGUUAAAAUUUAGAGACUUUCUUAAAAAAGCUACAUAAAAUUAAGAUGAU